Aplysia californica (California sea hare) is the source of this 3893-nucleotide messenger RNA. RefSeq names its product zinc finger protein 184. NCBI's taxonomy places the organism in Eukaryota, Metazoa, Mollusca, Gastropoda, Aplysiida, Aplysiidae. The coding region runs from base 410 to 3271 and encodes 953 amino acids. The transcript is spliced from 2 exons. Gene Ontology annotation, molecular function: DNA-binding transcription factor activity; RNA polymerase II cis-regulatory region sequence-specific DNA binding. The record is from RefSeq and is a predicted model, not a curated record. Gene Ontology annotation, biological process: regulation of transcription by RNA polymerase II.
AAAAUAGCACUCUUUGCACAAGUAACCUGUUAUUUCCUUUUCAACAGUAACCUAAAUAAUAAGGCUUUUGUUUAUUCUAAAAAGCAGGUGUAUAAUUUUUUUCUUAUAAAUAGCAGUCUAUAGAAUUAAUUACAACUGAGUGGAAUUGGAUUUAAGAAGCCUAAUCGGCAUAGCAAAGUAGAUAACUCCAAAUCAAGCUGGUCAUCGAUGCUCAAACGCAAAAAGUCUAAAUUCACUUUUCUAUUCAUUCUCGUAAAACCUCAGACGGAGCACGCAUUGCCCUCUGUUAUCUCUUCUAGAUCUAGAAUCUAGAUCUAAAUGAAAACUGCAGUAUGGAAUUCAAGGUGACAGAGUCUACAAGGCUGAAGUUGGGUUACAAAGACUAAAUUCUGAGCUGUUCAACAUACAGAUGAUGAUCAUGACUACCUCAGAGAUGAUUCUGCCUGUCCCAGAGGACAUUUUAUCGACUUCUGUUGGCAAGGAAUGGUCUUUUUUAAAACAGACUCUUCUCCAGAGUACAAUGAAACACCCUGAUAAUGAGUAUUGCCAUGGGUGGCUCUUUCCUGCCUUAGGUGGAAACGCAGUAGAGAGUGUUUUGAACAAGUUCACCAAGGAUGAAGCAGAAAGCUUUCUCAAAGUGUGUCACAAGAUUGAAGACGUUCUCUUUCCUAAUGUGCUGUUGAUGUACAACAGGGUCCGAUUUUUCAUGUGUGGUCGUGAUGAGAGUGAAAGUGUGGCAGACCACAUCAAUCGAUUAGUUUUGCUGUACAAGGGGUGUGAGUUUGAUGAUCCGCAGAAGAUUAUACUCAAAGAUGUGAUCACUGACAAAGUGGUUGGUGUAGAUGCCUCUCAAGUACAGAAUAUCCUGUUUGGAUGUGAUCCAUGGCUUACUCGCUUAUCAGACACACUUGCCUCUAAAUCUGUUGGAGAUAAAAAUGAACGAGAUGGUGAAAAUGGUGAAACAAAUUUUGAACUUUGUAAAGAUCAUGAAGGACUUGCAAGGCAAGAAGUCAUCAACUCAAAUGAGCAGAUUACAAAAGAGGAUUUACAAGUCACGCUUCCUGUGAAUCACGAAUUUGAUUCGAAGGGAAAAGAAAAACUUUUGCAAAAUCAAAAUCCCUCUUCUGUUUUAAAAAUAGAUUCUGUAAAUGGAUCUAAAACCUCUUUGAAAACUGACAUGAGAGGUUCUACCUGUAGGCAAAGUCUGGUGGCUGUUGACAUAAAAUCCUCUGAGGAGGCAGUCCCAGGCAUGGAUAGGCCUAUUUCAAAGAAAGAUAACAAAGGUCACUCGACUAAAAGGAAUGCUGUUGCUAGCUCCACUCCCUCGGUCAGAAAUGAAACAAGUGCACGACCUAAGCGCAAAGUUCAAAUUCCCAGCAGACUCCAGUCAGAUGAAAACACACUGAAAUUACUGAGGUUCAACGAACGGUCAAGGGACAUUUGUGAAAAGUCGUCAAAAUUAGCUGAGAAAAUCCAUAAAACAUGUGACGUUUCCAUGUCAAAGAGACUCUUAGUAUCUGACUUUAAGGAUGAGAAUGCUUACUUCGACAGUGCCAGUACCACUCGAGAUAAGACUGUCUCUACCAGACCAAUAUCAUUCGAAUCUCCUACAGGUGAUGAUGUUGAGCGUGUAAAGUUGUCACGGACUACAAAGACUCCUAAACACCACCCAUGUUUUAAGUGUGUCCAGUGUGGAUUGAAUUUCAAAACUCUUUCAUUGUUUAAAAGGCACAAAUAUUCACAUAAGGGGAAGAACAGCUUUAUUUGUACAUUAUGUAAAGCAAGUUUUAGCUCGCACAGUAAUCUAAUCAGGCACAGAAAGACAGAGCAUGAUAAAAGGGAUGACAAGUUUAGUUGUCCUACGUGUGGUAAAUUGUUCACUUCAGCUCUGACUCUUCAGGCGCACCAAAACGUUCAUAACGUAGAAAGGCCAUUCAAAUGUAAAUUCUGUGGUAAACCAUUCAGGUGGAGAGUGUCGCUGGAGUACCAUCACAGAGUUCACACAGGUCAAAGGCCCUAUUCAUGCAAGUUUUGCGACAAACGUUUUUUUGAUAUCAGUAGCUUGCAAAAGCACCUGAGAAUCCACAGCAACAAGAAGAAUUUCUCAUGUGACUUGUGUAACAUGAAGACAAGAACGUUGACUGCCCUGAAGGCUCAUGUGCGCAAGCACCUGGAUAUUUCAUGCGUUGGGGAUGACCUGAAGCGAUACUCUUGUGAAGACUGUGGGAAAACGUUUAAAAACAAUGCUAGUCUUAAAUGCCACAAAUUCAACCACAGCGGAGAAAAGCCCUACUCUUGCGAGGUCUGCGGAGCCACUUUUGUUUGGCUGGCAGCCUACAAGCGCCAUUGUCAGACACAUACAAAUGUAAAGCCGUACAAGUGUGAUAUUUGCGGAAACUCUUAUGCCGAUAAAGCUUAUUUAAAGAGACAUAGACUGGGGCACAGUGGAGAGAGACCAUUUAAAUGUGAAGUUUGCUCUAGCACUUUCGUCACAGUUUUCAAUCUGAAACAACAUUCCAAGAUUCACUCGAGUGAGAAGAAGUUUAUGUGUGAGGUUUGUGGGGCUUCCUUUGUGAGGAAGUGUUACCUGUACAAGCACCGUCGCAUACAUUAUGGGAAGAAAACCCAUGCCUGCGACCAGUGUGACCGGAAGUUUUAUGAGCCACAUCGACUGAGAGACCACAAAAAACGCCAUGAAAAGGCUGCCAAUCGACUGAAGAAACGUUACAUCUGUGAGGUUUGCGGCAGAGUAUUUGCCAAAAAGGUUUAUCUGACAAAGCAUGUCAUGACCCACACAGGUAAUAAGCCGUAUGUCUGCCCCAAGUGUCCGGCAAAAUUUGUCGACUCUUUCAAAUUGAAGCGCCAUAUUCGAACUCACGACAAAGGCACUGCCAGGAAAGUACGCUCUCAGUGGCAAAAUGGAGCGCACUCAGUGUCCACCACUGAAGCUGUGAUAUCCAACCUUACAGCGCCAAAUACCGCUCAAACGGUUGUCGGAGCUGCAAGUUCACAGUCGGAGCUUGAACACGUGGAGAUACACAUUCAAGGCGUGAAGGAAGAGGUAGAGAAGGAAAUCAUCCAACUGGUCAGCGGGGAGAAAUUGGGCUCUGACCACGCUGUAGUGCAGGAAGGGGAGAUGAUUCAGUAUGUGGUGGAGCCGAGCGUUGAGUCCAGUGAUGCGUUGCAACAGAUUAUUGUUAGACAUGCUGGGCUGCCAGAACAGUCGGAGGACUCUGGAGAGUACAAGAUAAUCAUUGUAGAAAUUCCAUGAAUUCCACAGUCAGAGAAGGUCUUCUUAGUUUCUGUCAAAGUAAAAGUUUUAUACAGGCACUUUCAACACAAUUAGGUCACGUACAUAAGUGCCAAAGAUUAGAGGUGUUGCAAGAGAGUAAUUACAAAGAAAAAAAGGAGGAGAGAUGAUGACUAAAAAGACGGAUAGGAAAGAGGAGCAAAACCAUACCAGAGCAUCCAUGGAGGAUGUCUUGAUUUCGCAAGAUUAUCAUUGAGAUUCUAUGAAUUUAACAAGUUUUAGAAUGGGAUCAGUUCCUUGAGUUGAUUAACAAAGGACAAGAUCUGUAAAAAUCUCAAGGGGUCAGUGUAAAGUUUCUGUAAUUUCAUGAGUGAUUUGUCAGAUUCAAACAACAAAGUGUAAUAGUAAUAGAGUACUAUUUGUAGAAAGUAGGAAUUCCUUGAGAAAACAUAAAUAUUUUUGUUCUGGUUUUAAUUCCUUUAAAAAUCAUCAUAAUAUAUUGUAGAGCUAAAUGUAAAUCUUGCUGAAUGAUUGAAUGGGUUUUUCUGAUGUUGUGUGCAAUCUAUUUCUUGUUUAUCAUAUGAGAGAGAGAGAGAGGGGGAGAGAGAGAGAGAGAGAGAGAGAGAGAGAGAGAGAGGGAGGG